Diversispora eburnea is the source of this 639-nucleotide messenger RNA. The record is from the annotation of a GenBank genome assembly. Lineage: Eukaryota; Fungi; Glomeromycota; Glomeromycetes; Diversisporales; Diversisporaceae.
AUGCGAUCGACACGUGAAAAUGCCACAUUUACAGCGCUGUCGUGUGGACACCUACUACAUCGGUCAUGUCUCGAAGAAUAUAUUAUACGCACAGUAACCCGAUUCCCUACUUGCACUAUUUGCCCCACUAACAUUGAUAUUAUUAGAGAGGAACGUACACAUGCAUCUGGUGAAUUUAAUCUAGUGCGUAAAGACCAAGACUCGGGAAAGAAAGCAUCCCAACUAAGUACGGAUACUAUAGACGGUGAUAACAAUUUGGAAUAUAUGGGUGAACUAGGAUUGUUGGUAGACACGACUUCUACACAGCAAGAGAAUCAGAUCGCACAAAGUAGAAAGAAUCUACCAAUACUCAAGAGUCCUAUUGUAAUCGAUGAUGACAAUUAUGAGCAGACAUCAUCAAAAGACACCGAUGAAGGGGAUAUUGUACAAAGUUUGUUGGGAGAGUUGUCCACACCUAUUAAGGGUGAAACCGUCGAAGCUAUGAUUGAUGAAGAUGAAAAUAACAAGAAUUCAGCACCAAAAAAUCUAAGCAUUUUAUUCCAGAAAGCAUGUCGUUGCCGAAAUGCGUGUGAUGAAAGCAAAUCAGGAAGAAAUUACUUGUUGGUAUUAUUAUGGGAAAGGGUUCGAGGGAAGAGUUGA